UCCAAUCUGUCCGGAAUGCCUACUUGUGUGACUUCCGGUGGUCCCGCGAAUCUGUGGUUCGCGGUCGGUUCCGAUUUGGGCUCUGUUUUCCUAUUUGAUCGAACGCAACUGAUGGAAAAUGAACCGGCUGAUCCAUGUGAUUCUAUGAAGGAUGUAAGCGUCGGACUGUCCACUGGCGUUUGUGCUCUUGCUCUGAGCAAUGUUCGUGUUGACCCCACUGGAACAGUUCCAUCGACACGCGAUGAACCCUGUGAUUCAUCAUCAGCGGAACUCACUUAUAACAGUGCACUAUUGGCCACAAUAUGCGAACAGCCCAGUUGGAAUGCGGUUCAUUUGUGGUCAGUGGUGUCUUGUUCCCACCCCGUACCAGACAGUCCCGCAUCCAAAAACGACGAUUGCAUCAAUGAUCCGGCCGAACUGGUGCAUGAAGAAGUACCUAGUACACCACGACGCCGUCGACAUAAGCGAGGGAAAUUACAGAAGCACAAACCGGUCUCCAGUCCGGUCAAGAAGACCGACACACACUUCUUCCCUCCAGAGCCAGUUUGUCAUGACGAAGAUAAUGAACGAAUCGUUGGUAUCACGCAACCAUACGCCAUCGCGUCCGUCUCGCACUUCUCUAUGGGAAGCAAGGCCUCUUCAUCUCUUAGAGCUGUGAAACAAGUAAGCGAUAUGACUUUACCUCAAGGUGACUUGCCCGCUUGUCUGGCAGUGCACCCCAGUCGGUCACGCGCUCUGAUCGGUGUGGGUACCAUGAACGGCGGUGUGGAAGUUUAUUUUCUAUCCCCGAUUACACAUACUCUGUCUCGUGUGUACUCGUUGAACAAUGCGCAUCCGAUAUUUGUCACCGCACUCACAUUCCUUCCCGUGCGCCCGUCAGCAACUGAACCACCUAUCACAAAAGCAUCCACGGAAACUAUGUCCGCAAAACCAUGUCAACUUCCUGCCGUGCAGUCGGAACCUUCUUACGAAUUAGUCAGCGUUAGCGUGGACCGUCAGCUACGUUGGCAUCCCGGACCCAGUUCCAUCCAAAUCAGUCGCCUUGCUCAUGGCCUUGCUGCGGACCCAGUUGGCGUAUGGACCCAAGGAAAACGCUUUCUUCGAAUGCUAAUGCUUUACUUCGGUUUGGUGUUCCUUUUUCCCAUCAGCUUAGCUUUGUUCGAUCGUGUUUUUUACGGACUAUUUUGA
Echinostoma caproni is the source of this 1188-nucleotide messenger RNA. Lineage: Eukaryota; Metazoa; Platyhelminthes; Trematoda; Plagiorchiida; Echinostomatidae. The record is from the annotation of a GenBank genome assembly.